Musa acuminata AAA Group (dessert banana) is the source of this 1936-nucleotide messenger RNA. RefSeq lists its product as uncharacterized. Bases 801 to 1448 code for a protein of 215 amino acids. The record is from RefSeq and is a predicted model, not a curated record. The transcript is spliced from 2 exons. NCBI's taxonomy places the organism in Eukaryota, Viridiplantae, Streptophyta, Magnoliopsida, Zingiberales, Musaceae.
AGGAGAAGAAGAAGAGAAGUUGAGGGAGAAGAGAAGAAAAGAAGAAGAAGAGGGAAAAGAAGAGAGGAGGAAGAGGGAGAAGAGAAGAAAAGAAGAAGAAGAAGAAGAAGAGAGGAGGAUAGCUGCGGCAAGGCUGCAGCGAGGAGGUGUGUGGCGUUGGGGAGGAAAAGGGAAGAGGAGAAGAAGAUGGAAAAGAGAGGGAAGAGGGAGAGGAGCGAGAGGUGGCAGCAGCUAGGGCUGUAGCACCUAUGUUUCCUACAGGUGGAAACAGAGGAGAGGUGUGGGGCGUUCAAAGAGGAGAAGAAGAAGAAGAGGAAGAGAAGAGGAAGAGGAAGCAGGAGAAGAGGUUGUGAUACCUCUGUUUCCUGCAGAGGAAACAAAGGAGAGGGUGUGUGUGACGCCAGGGAGGAGGAGGGAAGAAGAAGAGGAGAAGAAGAAGAGAAGGGAAAGGAGGAGUUGCGGCUGCGGCGGUAGAAGCUGCAGCUGGAAGAGAAGGAGAGGAAGAGAUGGUGAGGAAGAAGAGAAGAAGAAGCGGGUGAAGAGGCGGCACCUCUGUUUCCUGCAGGAGGAAACAGAGGAAAGGAGGUGCUGUUCGUCAGGGAGAAGAAGGGGAGGAAAGAGAAGAAGAGAAGAAGAAGAAAGGAAGGAGAAGGAAGAGGAGAAGGGAAAGCAGUAGCUGCGGCUGCGGCUGUGGCAGCUGCAGCUGUGGCAGCUGCAGCUGUGGCAGGGAAAGAGGAAGAGGAAGGAAGAAGGGAAGGAGAGGAAGAAGAGAAGGGGAAGAAGGGGCUGCGGCUGCGGCGAUGGCAGCUGCAGUUGGAAGAGAAGAAGGAGAGGAAGAUGAGCAGGGGAGGAAGAAGAGGCUGUGGCCGUGGCUGAGGCUGCGACUGCAGCAGUGCAGCGGGAAAGAAGAGAAGGAAAGGAAGAAGAAGAGAAAGGAAAAGGGAAGAAGAGAGGAAGGGGAAGAAGGGGCUGCGGCUGCGGCGAUGGCAACUGCAGUUGGAAGAGAAGGAGAGGAAGAUGAGCAGGGGAGGAAGAAGAGGUUGCAGCCAUGGCUGUGGCCGCAACUGCAGCAGUGCAGCUGGGAAAGAAGAAAAGGAAAGGAUGAAGAAGAGAAAGGGGAAGAGAGGAAGAGGAGAAGGGGUGGCAGCUGCGGCAGUGGCAGCUGCAGCUGGAAGAGAAGGAGACGAAAUAGAGCAGGGGAGGAAGAAGAGGCUGCGGUUGUGGUGGCUGUGGCCAUGGCUGCGACUGCGACUGCGGUAGUUGCAGUUGGGAAAGAAAAAAAAAGGAAAUGGGAAAAUAGGGGCUGUGGACGGGAUUGCGGCCGCAGUGGCAGUGAUUGCGUAUGCAGCAGCUAUGUCUGUGAAAGAAGGGGAGGAAGAAGGCAGUGUGGUGGAAGGGGCAGCAACUACGGCAGCGGCAGCGGCGGUGGUUGUGGCAGCUGCGUUUAGGAAAGAAAAAGAAGGAAUGAGAGUAAGAGAGAGCAGGUGACUGUGCCUCGAUAUUCGGCACGUGGUGUAGUUGCGAAGAAAGAAAGAAAACGAGUGUACAAAACGAAACAGGGAGGGGAGGGAGGAAAAGUAGAAAAAGGAUUUGAGCGUACACCUUCGAAUCUUUGGACCAAAACCUUCAAAAGGUCAGCUUGUCACUCUUUGAGAUGUUUGAAUUGGGCUGAGGCAGUGAAGAGCUAUUCAGAAUUAUGAGCAAGUCUUAUUGGUUAUUAUGUUAUUGUUGUAUAAGCAUAUUUUGUAUGUAAUGAAAUGUUGUCGAUGAAUCAAAAUGGAUAUAUUGAGUAAAAGUGUUAGAAGAUCUCUUUUAUUUAGAAUUUCGGAAUGUUAAGCCUAGUUUAUGAUGAUAUGAACUUGUGGUGAAUAAUUGGAGUUUUGAUUGUAUAAUUUAUUUAGCUUGUGGAUUUAUAAAUUUUGUUCAUGUUUGUCGA